AUGCGUCCUGACAGUCAUCCCAACGUGGUUGGCAUGGAUGUGUCCAGUCCCGGGGCAGCAUCCCCGUCCCAUAUGCGCAAGAACUCGGCUCCAGGGACUGGGCGGUUCUCAUUCUUUGGUCUGCGGCGACCCGCCGAGCAGAAGUUUGAUCCGCCAGAACCUGCGGACGACGAGUUCUUGAACCUAGACAUUUCAGCGGCUCUGUCACCUAUCGACUCUGACUUGAGCAGCGAUGAAGCUCUGGAUAGCCUUCGUGAUCAGGCCGCCACCGUUUUGCAACGCAUGCAAGAAGCUUAUAAGCAAAGAACCUUUGCUAUGCACCAGGCUCUAGCCGAUCGGAAUGAGAAACAAGAAGAACUCGAGGAAACUCGGGCACGGGUGGAUCAUCUAAAGAUGCAGCUGGACGGCAUGGCCGCCAAAGUCCUGGACCAAGAGAAAGCCAUGAAGGCCAUGGCUGAAGAGUUGGAACAGGAGCGGCGCAUGCGCCAGCGUGAGGAGUCUCGCAGCCGCAGCCGCACUAUGCGUGCAAUUCCCCCUGAUGAUGAGAUCCCAUCGCUUGUGCUUCAGACUCCUCACCGUGGGGGCAAGCGUACCAGCCACGGUACCUUUACAAGCGAUUCGGGCUUUGAGUCUGGUGACGAGAGCGUUACUGAUAGUGUCUUCUCACAUAAGGAGAGUGUCGAGUCACCGACGUCUACUCUGACCGCUCCAUCGCCAAAUCUCUCACAUGUUGCCUUGUCGGCACCUUCCUCCCUCCCAAACAUCCAGAAGAAUCUCGUUGCCGCCACCACCAACUCCACGCAGGCGCGCUCAUCUACAUACGAGCGGGUCAUUAAGGGAAUUGCCUCGACCCGCCUGGGCAGCUCGAUCGUUGGAAAUGCGAAUAACUGUAACAUUUGCCAUGGCAUUCCAGCCUCAGAAGCUUGGAGCGUCAUGGGAGUGCUCAAGGACGAAAACAGAGGCCUCAAGACGCGCCUAGGAGAAUUGGAAUUGGUUAUUGAUGACUGCUUAGGUCUUGUCGGUCCUUGA
Messenger RNA from Penicillium daleae, 1029 nucleotides. RefSeq lists its product as uncharacterized. The transcript has a single exon. Lineage: Eukaryota; Fungi; Ascomycota; Eurotiomycetes; Eurotiales; Aspergillaceae. The coding region runs from base 1 to 1029 and encodes 342 amino acids. The record is from RefSeq and is a predicted model, not a curated record.